Messenger RNA from Penicillium waksmanii, 756 nucleotides. Its product is annotated as adenylate kinase ADK2. The coding region runs from base 1 to 756 and encodes 251 amino acids. Gene Ontology annotation, biological process: nucleobase-containing compound metabolic process. The record is from RefSeq and is a predicted model, not a curated record. Lineage: Eukaryota; Fungi; Ascomycota; Eurotiomycetes; Eurotiales; Aspergillaceae. Gene Ontology annotation, molecular function: ATP binding; AMP kinase activity. The transcript is spliced from 2 exons. Gene Ontology annotation, cellular component: cytoplasm; mitochondrion.
AUGUCUCACACACCAAAGAACCUGAAGAAGGCCGCGCGCAUCAUUCUCGUCGGCGCUCCUGGAGUUGGUAAAGGCACACAGUCCGAGCGUUUGCUGUCUCGGUUCCCUGGGCUGGCCUCCAUCAGCUCCGGCGACCUAUUGCGUGAGAAUGUGCGUCGCAGGACACCACUGGGUGUUCAAGCCGAGGCCGCCAUGCAGUCCGGUAACCUCGUCCCGGACUCGAUGAUUCUGAACCUGAUUUCCUCCGAAUUAAUGUCCAAGGGCUGGCUCCCUCCAUCUGAUAAACCGUCUCAAUCUACCUCAUCACCAUCCUCCUCGUCUACCACCACCUCGUCCCCCUCAAUCUCUUCCGCCGCAUCCUUCAUUCUCGACGGGUUCCCUCGUACCGCUUCUCAGGCCACAGCCCUGGACACUCUUGUCCCUGUGAAUUUCGUUGUGGAGCUCAUUACCCCGGCCUCGGUUAUUCUCAAUCGAAUCGCAUCACGCUGGGUACACGAGCCAUCCGGUCGAGUCUACAACACGGAUUUCCAUGCACCGAAAACCCCCGGCAAGGACGAUAUUACAGGCGAACCGCUGACCCAGCGAGAGGACGACUCUAUCGAUACGUGGAAACAACGCUUGCAGAAGUUUGAGGAAACUAGCCGAGCUCUACUCAAUCACUACGACGGCCGCGGCUGCCUCUGGCGGGUAGAGGGCAACUCGAGUGACGAGAUCUCUCCAAAGCUGUUCGCAGAAGUCGAAAGGCGAUUCUGCUGA